AUGGCGCAGACGCUGCAGAUGGAGAUCCCCAACUUCGGCAACAGCAUCCUGGAGUGCCUGAACGAGCAGCGCCUGCAGGGGCUGUACUGCGACGUCUCGGUGGUGGUGAAAGGCCACGCCUUCAAGGCUCACCGGGCCGUCCUGGCGGCCAGCAGCUCCUACUUCCGGGACCUUUUCAACAACAGCAAGAGCGCGGUGGUGGAGCUGCCGGCGGCAGUGCAGCCCCAGUCCUUCCAGCAGAUCCUCAGCUUCUGCUACACGGGCCGGCUGAGCAUGAACGUGGGAGACCAGUUCCUGCUGAUGUACACGGCCGGCUUCCUCCAGAUCCAGGAGAUCAUGGAGAAAGGGACUGAGUUCUUCCUGAAGGUCAGCUCCCCCAGCUGCGACUCCCAGGGCCUGCACGCCGAGGAGACCCCUUCCUCCGAGCCCCAGAGCCCCGUGGCCCAGACCUCCACCUGGCCCUCCUGUAACACCCCCUUACCCCUGGUGUCCCGCGUCAAGACAGAGCAGCAGGAGUCGGACUCCGUGCAGUGCACUUUCGUGGUCAAACGGCUCUGGGACAACGGCCAGAAGGAGGGAGGAGGCGGCGGAGGUGGGGGAGGAGGCAACAACGGGAGCCGCAAAAUGGCCAAGUUCUCCACGCAGGACCUAGGAGGCAACCGGCAGCAGCAGCAGCAGCAGGGGGCGCAAGCAGGAGGAGGAGGCGGGUCCGGCGUGGUUAGCGGGCCCAGCACGUCCGACCAGACCAGCCCCGGCACGUCCAGCGCCUACACGAGCGACAGCCCAAGCUCCUAUCACAACGAGGAGGAUGAAGAGGAGGACGCAGCCGAGGAAGGCUCCGAUGAGCAGUACCGGCAGAUCUGCAACAUGUACACGAUGUACAGCAUGAUGAAUGUAGGGCAGACAGCCGCAGAGAAGGUGGAAGCCCUGCCCGACCAGGUGGCCUCUGAGUCUCGCAAUCGGAUCCGGGUGCGGCAGGACCUGGCGUCGCUGCCGGCCGAGCUCAUCAACCAGAUCGGGAACCGGUGUCACCCCAAGCUGUACGACGAGGGCGACCCUGCUGAGAAGCUGGAGCUGGUGACAGGCACGAACGUGUACAUCACCCGGGCGCAGCUGAUGAACUGCCAUGUCAGCGCCGGGACGCGGCACAAAGUGCUUCUGAGGCGGCUUCUGGCCUCCUUUUUCGAUCGGAACACUCUGGCAAACAGCUGUGGCACCGGCAUCCGCUCGUCCACCAACGACCCCAGCAGGAAGCCGCUGGACAGCAGGGUCCUGCAUGCCGUGAAGUUCUACUGCCAGAACUUCGCCCCCAACUUCAAAGAGAGCGAGAUGAACGCCAUCGCCGCCGACAUGUGCACGAACGCCCGGCGCGUGGUCCGUAAGAGCUGGAUCCCCAAGCUGAAGCUGCUGAUGGCAGAAGGGGACACCUACACCACGUUCAUCAACGACACUGGGAAGAUGGAGCCGGACAUCAUGGGAGUGGAGCACAACUUUGAGACAGGCAGUCACGACGGGGAUGCAGGGACCUCGGCCGAGAGCCUCCAGUAA
Messenger RNA from Emys orbicularis (European pond turtle), 1548 nucleotides. It is a transcript of the gene NACC1, whose product is annotated as nucleus accumbens associated 1. Gene Ontology annotation, molecular function: RNA polymerase II cis-regulatory region sequence-specific DNA binding; protein binding; DNA-binding transcription factor activity, RNA polymerase II-specific. The transcript has 5 exons. The record is from RefSeq and is a predicted model, not a curated record. NCBI's taxonomy places the organism in Eukaryota, Metazoa, Chordata, Testudines, Emydidae. Gene Ontology annotation, biological process: regulation of transcription by RNA polymerase II. The coding region runs from base 1 to 1548 and encodes 515 amino acids.